Messenger RNA from Cetraspora pellucida, 247 nucleotides. Lineage: Eukaryota; Fungi; Glomeromycota; Glomeromycetes; Diversisporales; Gigasporaceae. The record is from the annotation of a GenBank genome assembly.
AGCUUCUGAUAUAGGUGCAUGCUUAUAUAAAAUUCAAAAUGAUAAUAUUAGACCAAGAAAUUUUCUAGACACAGAUAGUGAGGAUGGUAUCGAAGCUAUACUCUUAGACUGUGAAAGCCAUUUAUUGCAUGAAUUUAUUGAUAAUAAUGAGCCACUUUAUCCUAUUAUAGAUUUUGAUUUGCCAAUAGAAAUGCUAAAUGCUAUUAAUUCUAAAGUUUCAUAUAAAGAAGUCUAUAAAGCUAUUUAA